Apiotrichum porosum is the source of this 1632-nucleotide messenger RNA. RefSeq lists its product as uncharacterized. Lineage: Eukaryota; Fungi; Basidiomycota; Tremellomycetes; Trichosporonales; Trichosporonaceae. Gene Ontology annotation, biological process: transmembrane transport. Gene Ontology annotation, molecular function: transmembrane transporter activity. The record is from RefSeq and is a predicted model, not a curated record. Gene Ontology annotation, cellular component: membrane. The transcript is spliced from 3 exons. Bases 1 to 1632 code for a protein of 543 amino acids.
AUGAGCGCACAGCCAACAGAGUCGACCCCGCUGCUCGCGGCGGUGGACAACAGCGUCACAUCCAAGCCCACGCCGGGCUCCCGCUUCCCCCCCAUGCUCCGCGUGUACCUCGUCUCCGUCGUCGGCGUCAUGACAUUCAGUCUGACCCAGACCGCCCUCAUCUACUCGUUCAGGACUAUGACGUGUGACGACUACUACGAGACGCACGAGUGGGACGGUGUAGGUGACAGAUGCGCCAUCCCUGUCAUUGAGAGCCGGACAGCCAAGAGCAUCGCCUUGAUGAGUAGCCUGACGACGGGCUGUACGGUUAUCAACCUCUUUAUCUCGUCCACUUUCAUGUCCAAGUAUGGCGUAAAGGCCGCCAUGUUCCAGCAAACUCUUUGGGCGACGCUCCGCAACCUGACCCAAAUCUACGCCGAGAGCAAGGGCGGCGCUCUGGGUAUCAAGGUCAUCACCUUCACCCAAGUGUUCAACAUUCUGGGCUCGGGUGGCGGCCUGCAGCUGUGUGCGAACAGCUACGUGUCGAUGCUCUCGACCGACGAGGAGCGGACGGCCAACCUCGGUGUCACAGGUGGUGUUGUGAUGCUCGGUGCUGGUAUCGGCUUCACCAUCGGCGGCAUGCUAGAGAGGUUUGUGGGGCCACUGGCGCCGUUCCAGGCCGCGUUUGGGAUGUUGUGUUUCUGCACAUUCUUCGGCGCCUUCUUCCUGCCGUACCGUACGCCCGAUAGCGAGAAGGCCAAGUCGGACAGUGAUGAUGAUGGCAAGAACAAAAAGACACCACACGGGUUCCUCGGUCCCCUCAAGUUCUUCGUCCCGCGCAAAGUCGUGGUCGGGACACGGGUCACGCGCGACUGGAACCUCUUCUUCCUCGGCAUGGGCACCUUCUUCUCGGUCCUCGCUACAGGUUAUGUGGCCAUGGCAUUGCAGCUGGUGGCCACAAACGUGUUUGCCUUCACGCCCGAUACGUCUGGAUACAUGCUGAGCUUGACGCUGUUUGUGCGCGCCUUCUUCCUGUCGGUCUUGUUCCCGAGGAUCAUUUCUCGCGGCCGUGCGUGGCUCUCGGGCACAAGCUCCACAACGACGAGCCCGGCUCCCACCGUUCCCUCAAGUCCGACAUUGUCCCCUACCCCAACACUGACUGAACACCCCGACGACCCCGACGAGGCCGAGAUCAGCGAUGCUGUCGGUGCGCCUGUCUACGACACUGCUCCCAAGUUGGUCGACGUGCAGCAUGGAUCAACGUUCGACCUGCUGUUCCUCCGCUACUCUAUCCUCCUUGAUGGCUUCCUCACCAGCCUCGUAACGAUGGCGACCCAGGGCUGGCACAUGUACGCCGCCGCGGCCAUUCUGCCGUUUGCGAGCGGCACAGGCCCAGCGAGUAAAGGUGUAACACUCGAGUUUGUACCUGCAGACGAGCGGCCCGCGGCACUGAGCGCAAUCGCGCUCGUGGAGAAGAUUGCUCAGGUGACCACAAUCGGUCUCUUUGGAUACGCCUUUGCUCUGCUGAGCGAAGUGGGUAGGCCUACCUGGGUCUUCAUGCUCAACGCGAGCAUUGCCUUCAUUGCAUUCCUCCUGCUCCUCCCUGUGCGUAUGCCACGGGUACGCCAGCCGGUGGCUGAAGCGCACGCCUAG